GAGCUCCCCUCAGCGCGGGGCUGGGUUGCGGUGCCAUGGCGGAGGGGAGGCGCCCCGUGCUGCUGGGGCUCCGUGACGCCCCCAUGGCCGGGCCGUGCCGGGAGGCCCCGGCCUGGGCCACCAACAAGCUGGGCGGCUCCGCGGACGCGCUGCCCGCCCUGCGCCCGGCCGAGCCCCGCUGCGGGGCGUGCGGCGCGGCCCUGGCGCACCUGGUGCAGGUGUACUGCCCGCUGCGGGGCCUGCCCUGCCACCGCCUCGCCAACGUCUUCGCCUGCCCCGGCACGGGCUGCUGGGGGCAGCCCCGCAGCUGGAAGGUGCUGCGCUCCCAGUGCUUGCAGACUCGGGAAAAGGAGGCACGAGGUUGCAGUCUAAAGCAGAGACAAGAAUCUAACUUUUCUGCAAAGGACUGGUGUGACGAGGCAGAUGACUGGGGAGUCUGUGAUGGAGCAGAAUCUCCUGUGUGUGCCCUUCAGCUGCUUGGCUUAAAUGAAGUGACGAGCAGCUCCUCAUCCAGAGAAGCAGAGUGUGCAUCCCAGUUCCAACAGCUUUGCCUGUCUGAAGCUACAGAUGUAUCCAGGGAACCUGUCACGGAUCUUCCAGUCAGGGAGGAUAUGGUAACAGCCACUUCAGCUCCUGUGUUCCGUCCCUAUUACAUUAGUGUUGUGGAUGAGGAAGACUAUGCUGGCUUCCUUGAUACAGAUCAUGCAGAUGAGCUAUGGAAGGAGUAUCAGCAGAGAGAGGGUGUUGAUUUGGAACAUUUGAUGUCAGAAAGUUUUGCAGCUGAAGGUGAUAAAGAAAAAUAUGAGAAGAGUGAAGUCAAAAGUGGGGACCGCAUGUUCCAUAAAUUUAUGAAAAAAAUAUCUGUCUGUCAUGAACAGAUUUUAAGAUACUCCUGGGGUGGUCAGCCUUUAUUCAUAACUUGUCCUCCAGCCAACUUUAACGAAGAUAUUCCAGCCUGCAGUAAUUGCGGAAGCAAAAGAAUAUUUGAAUUUCAACUUAUGCCAGCACUGGUCAGCAUGCUCCAAAGCGAUUCAGAUCUGUCAGUGGAAUUUGGGACUGUUAUAGUUUAUACAUGUGAGAAAAGCUGUUGGCCAGCCAAUCGUCAAACCCCUCUUGAAGAAUUUCUUUUUGUACAAGAAGACCCUGAUCAGAAACUAUUUAAAUAAAUUGUUUCUUUGCAGAGA
Cygnus atratus (black swan) is the source of this 1184-nucleotide messenger RNA. RefSeq names its product programmed cell death 2 like (gene PDCD2L). NCBI's taxonomy places the organism in Eukaryota, Metazoa, Chordata, Aves, Anseriformes, Anatidae. The coding region runs from base 36 to 1166 and encodes 376 amino acids. The transcript has 7 exons. Gene Ontology annotation, cellular component: cytoplasm. The record is from RefSeq and is a predicted model, not a curated record.